GUAUAGAUGCGGGGCGGAAAGCUGAGGGAUACUUCGGAGCUAUAUAAGAAGGGCAGAUUGCAAAUCCUCAAAACUCACCGCUUCCUCCGCUCCUACAUCCUCUUCAUUUCCAUACCACACAUUUCCCCUCCACUCAUAGAGCAUCAUGUCAAACGACGCACUCCAGAACAACCCUGUUUCGGGAGACCGUCACAUUACUACACAUGCAUCUGAUUGGCUUUGGGCGGUAUUUGCUGUUAUGUUGCUCUCCAUGUUGAUCGCUAUAUUUUGGCACGGAGCGAGUGUGAAGAGACACCGCUACUUCCAUCAGAUUCCCAUCAUUGUCCUUACGGUGUCGACUAUCGCAUACUUUUCGAUGGCAUCCGACUUAGGCUAUACCACCAUUCCUGCUGAAUUUGGUCGCAAUUACGGAGGACAUCCAACCCGUCAGAUUUGGUAUGUUCGCUACAUCCAAUGGUUUAUCAACGCUCCUCUGCUGUUGUUGGGCUUGUUGCUCCUGACAGGCUUGUCUUACUCCGAUAUCCUUACAACGAUCUUCUUUGCGCUUGUUCUUGUGGUUACGGGACUCGUCGGCGCCCUCACCACUAGCUCCUACAAGUGGGGAUACUUCGCAUUCGGUCUCUUUUCGCUGUUCUAUUUAUGCUACCGAUUGCUUGGUCACUCAGCGCGAUUCCCGUUCCGAGCCGGUGCAGGCUCACGUACAGGAUUCCUUGUCGCCUCAUCCUACCUCACCUUCAUCUGGAUGCUCUAUCCAAUCUGUUGGGGUCUGUCCGAGGGUGGAAAUGUGAUAACCCCAACGAGCGAGAUGGUAUUUUAUGGUAUCCUCGAUCUGUUUGCGGGACCCAUCUUUUUGGCACUUUUCUUGAACAUGUUACGGAAGGUGGAAUAUAACAAGCUAGGUAUGGAUACUGGGAGGGCAGUUACCAAUGAGAAAGGUGGGGCUGGGGUAGGACCUGGAACGUCUGGGACCGCAGCUAGUGCAGCACCUGGCGCAACGGCAGCCGGAACAAAUGCUGCUGUUUAACGGGUAUAUGCUCAAAGUUAUCGUUUCAUUUUCCCCAACUAACUGGUAAAUGCCUUGUUUCGAAAAACAAAAGAUGAACUAGUUUAUCUAUUUUUCCUAUAUUUGUAUUAUAUCACCCGUCAAUGAAUUUAAUCCGAGACACAUGGCCUAU
Molecule: messenger RNA, 1175 nt
Organism: Serpula lacrymans var. lacrymans S7.9
Lineage: Eukaryota; Fungi; Basidiomycota; Agaricomycetes; Boletales; Serpulaceae
Exons: 5
Coding region: 146-1024 (292 amino acids)
Cellular component (GO): plasma membrane; endoplasmic reticulum
Source: RefSeq, a predicted model, not a curated record